AUGGCCCUGUUGCCACCGCUCUCCUGCCUGUUCACCCGGACUCGGCAGAUGGGUCUGAGGGCGCCACGCUCCCACGGGCACCCCAAGAUCACCUUCGACCCUCGGCGGCUGUCCAGCGGACAUUUCCAGGUCCGAUCUUGCUUGCGAUCCAGUGCAGGCCCUCCUCUGCGGCCUCGGUGUCCGACCCCAGGGAGAGACUCCCAGACCUGCUGGGGCGUGCAGCUCUCCGCGCAGAAGGAUCUGGAUUCUCAGCCGGAAAACUGCAGUAUCUCCUACGACCAGCUAAAGCCAAAUGCGUGCCCGCCCGCUGACCAGAGGCCCCGCUCCAGCCGUGAUAUGGGACGGGCUUUGCCUUCCCAGCGAGGUGAUCGCGAGGAGCAGCAGGCUCGUGGGUACCCACGUUCCUCUGGAGACUUCGCAGCAGCCGCUCCCUUCCAGUUCAAGGCCUUUAUUGCCGAGAAGGGACCUGGUUUCUCCAUGACCCCUUCUGAGACCCUGGGCCUCUGCAGCCAGAGAGGCUGGAGUCCGUCCUGUGGUGCCAGCCGGCUGGUCAGCCAGACCCGAGUCCCUGCUCAGAAAGCAGGGGUGCUGAGUGAUGUGGUGACCGCCCGGCCUGGGGCCAACGUGACCCUGACCUGCCCGGGCGAGGAGCCUAGAGACAGUGCCACGAUUCACUGGCUGCUGAGGAAUCGGGUCCCAGGCUCACAGCAGGAACGGGGUGCUGGCGUGGGAGGGAGGCUUCUUCUGAGGUCGGUGCAGCUCAGCGACUCUGGAAACUACUCCUGUUACCGUGACGAUGGCAGCCUGGCUGGAACUGUGCCUUUGCUGGUGGAAGCCCCUCCCGAGGAGCCCCAGAUCACCUGCUUCCGGAAGAGCCCCCUCAGCAAGGUGGCCUGUGAGUGGGGUCCUCGGAGCCCCCCCUCCGGGACGACCAGGGCCACGCUUCUGGUGAGGAAGUUCGGGACCAGCCCCAUGGGAGACUCGGAGGAGCCGUGCCAGUACUUUCCGGGGCCGCAGACCUUCUCCUGCCAGCUGGCAGUCCCUGAGGGGGACAACUCCUUGUAUGUGGUGUCCCUGUGCGUCAGCAACGCUGCUGGGAGCAAGUCCAGCCGUCCCCAAACGUUUGAGGGCUACGGAAUCUUGCAGCCUGACCCACCUGUCAAUGUCACCGUCACUGCUGUGCCCGGAAACCCCCGCUGGCUCAGGGUCACCUGGCGGGACCCCCCGUCCUGGAACUCCUACUUCUACAGGCUGCAGUUUGAGCUCCGAUACCGGGCCGAGCGCUCGAAGACGUUCACAACGUGGAUGGUCAAGGAGCUCCAGCAUCACUGCAUCAUCCACGACGCCUGGAGAGGCGCGAGGCACAGGGUGCAGGUCCGGGCCCGGGAGGAGUUUGGGCACGGCUCCUGGAGCGCGUGGAGCCCGGAGGCCGCGGGCGCCCCGUGGACAGAACCCAGGAGCCCCCCAGCCAAGACAGAGGCGCCCCCCUCCACGCAGGCACCGACUACUAAUGGAGACGAUGAAAAUAAUCUCUUGAGAGAUUCCGCAAAUGCAACCAGCCUCCCAGAGCAGGAAAGCUCACCAGCCCAGCGGCCGGCGUUUCUCACUCGGGUCCGUCCCCGGGGCACUAACGGCCGUGUGCUUUGUCUUUGUCUGUCUCCGUGAAGGUUCAGGAAGACGUGGAAGCUGCAGGCCCUGAAGGAAGGCAAGGCCAGCACACAGCCGCCGUAUGCUCUGGGGCAGCUGGUCCCCGACAGGCCCCAGCCCAGGCCGGGGCUCGUCCCCCUCCUCUCUCCUCCCGUGAACCCCGGCAGCCUCGGGUCUGACAACACUUCCUUGAAUUCGGUUCAGCUCAGCUGGGACGGGAGCAGCGCGGAGCGUGUGGCCGUGGCCGUGCGUGUGACCGUGGCCGUGCGUGUGGCCGUGGCCGUGCGUGUGGCCGUGGCCUGCUCUUUUCUGCGAGACCCGGGCGAGCGGUGGGCGAGUCUCGGAGAGAAGGCCAAAGACACGCAGCUGUCGGAGGAGCCGCUUAGGAAGCCCUUCCCUGCUCGUGAGGCGCAAGGACGCCCGGCCUUUCUCGGGGUCCGUGAGCAGAACCGGCCACAGGAGGAGGCGGGUGCUGUGGGGGCUUCAAAUUUCGGGACGUGGCGUCCUUCAGCCCGUUUCCGGGGACAGGUCCGAGGGUCUGAGGAGCUCCCGCCCCAGUCCCAGACCGCUGACUCACGAUAG
Molecule: messenger RNA, 2229 nt
Organism: Puma concolor (puma)
Lineage: Eukaryota; Metazoa; Chordata; Mammalia; Carnivora; Felidae
Source: RefSeq, a predicted model, not a curated record